AAAAAAAUGAACGGACCACAAUAUCCCGAACCGGCAUCCUGUACCUGUGGUGUCCUAGGAUCCCUAAUAUAAAGUUCCUUCCAGGGUCCUCGGUACACACUCGCAGGAACUUCCUCCGUGGAACAUCUCCGCGAAUACUUGCAACUUCUGUUGUUUUAAUACGGUCUGAAGAUCUGAAAGCGCGAUGGGCCGUCACUCUCUCGUUGGCGUUAUACUUGCCCUGGUCCUGGCGUCUGUGCUGGCGGCGGCGACCCCCUUGUCCGAUACAGAAAAGUCCACGGUAUCUGCCUCACAGUAUGGACUGCUGGAUAACCUGGAGGAAUCCGAGAACUUAUUAAAGAUAAGUAAGAGACACGCUGAGAUACAUCAUGUUGCAAAGCGAGAAGCAAAGAUGCACGCCGUGUCCAAGCGCCAGGCAUCAGACACGUCACGGCUUGAGGCGCUGCAGUUGAGAACAGCGCUCAUGUUCAUCGAGGCCGACCAGGCAGCAGACAUAACCGUGGCACUGGCGCUAGCGGAGGUGUUCAACAAGAUCAACAGCACACUGCAGGCAGGCCGAGGCGGCAACCCCGACGCCUUCGAGAGACAACUCCAGGGCAUUGCGGCCAACGUCAGCGCCAACAGCGUCCUGCCGAAGGACUGUGGAAGGAGCCCCUCCGACAGCGGGGACCCCCUCCGCGGAUCCCACCCUUGGGUCGUGAGCGUCGGCUACAAGAAUGGAGACAAGGACACCAUCGGUUGUGUGGCCGUCGUCAUCAGCCGCCACCACGUCAUCACGCACGCCAUCUGCGCCGCCACGACCAAGUAUGACCACGUCCUCCUGAAGAACACGGCCUACAAAGUGUCCAACAGAUGGUUCCACCCGAGUCUGAAGAGUGAUGAUGACGUCACCAACGGCCACAACAUCGGCAUCGUCAUGACAGAGAAGCCGCUGGUGUUCAACGACGAGGUGCAGCCAGCCUGUUUGCCCGGAAUCAACGACGUCGUGAGCGCCGUGGGUGAUGGGACAACCACACUGGUCGGAUUCGAAGCAUCUCCCAGAGGAGGCGUGACAAAGUACUCGUGGGCCAACUCCAAGACCUUCAAUUCCUUGCUCUGCUUCGAAGCCCUCGGAGCCCUCGGAACUGGAGGCGGCCAGAGUAGGAAUUCGCUCUACGAGAUCCUCAACAGACACCACAUGUGUGUCUUGAGGCCUUUCAAAGAGGCUGAACUAUCCGUGACCGUUGACCAAGACCCAAGCACAGGUCGCGUCGAGGUCACGGGCGUGGGACCCGUCACCGACCCCAGCUCCAACUACCCGAUGGCAUUUACUCUCAUCCAGACGCACACGUUCUGGCUCGAGCUCAUGGUCAAGAAUUCAAUCAGGCUUUUGCUCUGAACACAAGACGAGGAGAGGCAAGAGGGAAUGGCCAGUAAAGUCAAGCACUGAAGACUUUAGAAAUAAUACAGUUUAUUCUCAUUUAGACAUGUUAUAGGCCUACAUUUAUAACCCUUUGAAUAUAGUAUUUGCAGCUUUA
Messenger RNA from Penaeus vannamei (Pacific white shrimp), 1517 nucleotides. RefSeq names its product clotting factor G beta subunit. Gene Ontology annotation, molecular function: serine-type endopeptidase activity. Gene Ontology annotation, biological process: proteolysis. The record is from RefSeq and is a predicted model, not a curated record. Lineage: Eukaryota; Metazoa; Arthropoda; Malacostraca; Decapoda; Penaeidae.